Messenger RNA from Cryptomeria japonica (Japanese cedar), 2039 nucleotides. Its product is annotated as inositol-3-phosphate synthase. The transcript is spliced from 10 exons. Gene Ontology annotation, cellular component: cytoplasm. Gene Ontology annotation, biological process: inositol biosynthetic process; phospholipid biosynthetic process. The record is from RefSeq and is a predicted model, not a curated record. Gene Ontology annotation, molecular function: inositol-3-phosphate synthase activity. Lineage: Eukaryota; Viridiplantae; Streptophyta; Pinopsida; Cupressales; Cupressaceae. Bases 142 to 1674 code for a protein of 510 amino acids.
GAGCAUCUUUCUCGGCCAUGCUCUUUAAAAAUGGAGGUCGGGGCACUCCAGAAUCACAACUGAAUAACCUGCUAGAGUAGUGGCGAGUUGAGUUGGUUGGUUACAGGAGCAGAAGGAGCAGAGAGGGAUCGGUUUUGGAAAAUGUUUAUUAAUAAGUUUCGUGUGGAAAGCCCCAAUGUGAAGUAUACUGAGGAGAGUAUUGAGUCUGUGUAUGAUUAUCAGACCACUGAGCUUGUUCAUGAGAACAGGAGUGGGAAGUAUGAGUGGGUCGUCAAGCCCAAGUCGGUUAAAUAUGAGUUCAAGACUGAUACCAGGCUUCCCAAACUCGGGGUCAUGCUCGUGGGAUGGGGUGGAAAUAAUGGCUCCACACUGACCGCGGGUGUUAUUGCCAACAGAGAAGGAAUCUCUUGGGUGACAAAGGAUAAAGUACAGCAGGCAAAUUACUUUGGGUCUCUCACCCAAGCCUCCACUUGUAGAAUCGGUUCUUAUAAUGGUGAAGAGGUUUAUGCUCCUUUCAAGAGCCUCCUUCCCAUGGUGGACCCUAACGAUAUUGUUUUUGGGGGUUGGGACAUUAGCAUCCUGAAUUUGGCAGAUGCCAUGGCCCGAGCCAAGGUACUCGACAUUGACCUCCAGAAGCAGCUGCGACCUUACAUGCAAGACAUGCUGCCUCUUCCUGGCGUCUUUGACCCCGAUUUUAUAGCUGCAAACCAAGGUGAAAGAGCAAAUAAUAUUAUCAAGGGUUCAAAGAAGGAACAGGUGCAGCAAAUUGUUCAAGACAUUAGGGAGUUCAAGGCAAAAACAAAGGUGGACAGAGUAGUAGUUCUCUGGACCGCCAAUACAGAACGGUACAGUGACGUUAUGGUGGGGCUGAAUGACACAAAGGAGACUCUUCUGGCAUCUCUGGAAAGGGACGAGCCUGAGAUCUCGCCCUCAACUCUUUAUGCUCUGGCCUGUAUUCAGGAGAACGUUCCUUUCAUCAAUGGCAGUCCUCAGAAUACCUUUGUUCCUGGUCUGAUAGAGCUGGCCAUUGAGAAGAACAGUCUUAUUGGAGGGGACGACUUCAAGAGUGGUCAGACAAAGAUGAAAUCCGUGCUAGUGGAUUUCCUUGUUGGUGCCGGUAUCAAGCCAACCGCCAUUGUGAGCUACAAUCACUUAGGAAACAACGACGGGAUGAAUCUGUCAGCGCCACAGACUUUCCGCUCUAAGGAAAUUUCAAAGAGCAAUGUUGUAGAUGACAUGGUUUCCAGCAAUGCUAUUUUGUAUGGGCCUGGUGAACACCCUGACCAUGUGGUUGUCAUCAAGUAUGUUCCCUAUGUUGGAGACAGCAAGAGAGCCAUGGACGAAUACACUUCUGAAAUUUUCAUGGGAGGGAAGAGUACCAUUGUACUCCACAACACCUGUGAAGACUCUUUGCUUGCAGCUCCUUUAAUAUUGGAUCUGGUAUUACUUGCAGAACUUAGCACCAGAAUUCAGCUUAAGAAAGAGGGCGAGGCCAAAUUCCACUCUUUCCACCCUGUGGCAACUAUUCUGAGCUACCUCACCAAAGCCCCAUUGGUUCCUCCUGGUACUCCUGUGGUAAAUGCCCUGGCAAAACAGAGGGCUAUGCUUGAGAACAUAAUGAGGGCAUGCGUGGGACUGGCACCAGAGAAUAACAUGAUGUUAGAGUAUAAGUGAGAAGCAUAAGCAUAUGAAGGACAGCCCGGGCCCCAGGGACAUGCAUGCAGAGGUUUUACUUCUGGAUUUCAAUCACCCCCAAAGUAAAAUUGGUAUCAGUGUGACAUCGUGUUUCCAUUGCAGUUGGUUUACUUCUCUGGUUUUCAAUCAGCCACCAAUCCUCAUUUUGUGGCUCUUCUCUUGUUACUAGAAAUUAUAGAACUAAAAUUGGUAUCCGUUGUGACAUUGUGUUUCCAUUGCGGUUGGUGAUUACACUGCAAAAAAAUUAUUGACGAUGUAUGUAGUUAUCUAUAUAUAUUGUAUAUUUACUUACAUUUUAAAAAGUUGUGGUGGAACUUUCUUGCCACUGCAUUCUCUUAUCAUAA